AAAUAAUGAAUGUGGAUAUUUUGGCCGGCAUCAAUCAUGUCAAGCGUAAAUCGAGGGCUCGCUUUUUGGAGAAAAGAUAUCCCAAAUCCAAAUCAGAAAAAUCCUGAAAACCCCGCCAUAACUUCUCACACCAUUUCCGAAAGGACAAAAAAAAAAACUCCAUUUUCAGAAUGUCCGACGUACCUCCGGAAAUCAUCACCACCAUCCUCAGCCGUCUCCCAGUGAAAUCUCUUCUGCGUUUUCGCCGUGUCUCCAAGCCAUGGCGCGCUCUGAUCGACGGCCGCGAUUUCAUCAAACUCCAUCUCCGCCUCUCAGCCGAGACCAACUCCAAUCGCACCCUCAUAGUGCGAUCGAACGAGCUUUUCUGGGUAGAUCUAGACUCCUUCAAGCUAUUAGACGCCGGAAACAUCGGAUUGAAGCCUCGGAACGUCCUGUGCUCCUGCAACGGCCUGGUCCUCCUCGUGUCACACUCCGACGAGGUCGCCCUCUGGAAUCCCUCCACGAGAAAACUCAACAAACUGCCGCCGCCACCCGUGUUCAGUCAUUGGCCAGCCCAAUACGCCCUGGGCUACGACUCGAAGCAUGAUGACUACAAAGUCGUGCAGGUGGUCCCGGAUAACGAGUGUCAGGAGGAUGAGUUAUCUAUUACCAAUAUUUACAGCGUCAAUUCGAAUUCCUGGAAAAACGUCGAUGGAUUCCCCUAUGCGAUAGAUCCUCUCUUGUCAUGGGGCGUUUGUCUGAAUAAUGCACUGCACACUGGCUAUCGACGCAUGAACUCCCCCUUUCCCGAGAUAAUGGCGUUUGAUCUAUCUAAAGAAGAACAUUAUGAUAUCCCAAUGCCAGAAUUUAGCGGCGUGAUGUCUGUGGAGGUGCUGGGAGGGUGCCUGGCGGCAGUUGUCCCUGGGAAGAUGAACACUAGCGAGAUUUGGGUGAUGAAGGAGUACGGAGUGAAGGAGUCCUGGGUCAAACUACUCUGCUUUGAUCCGCCUGUUGCCCAGCCUUGCGAGAAUCUGUACCCGGUGGCUUAUUCUAAAGACGGUGGUAAGGUUCUGUUAAAUUACGAAGGAUUUUGUCCCAAUUGGUUUGAUUUGAAGACAGGAGCCGUUACAAUUGCUUGUGUCGAUGGUAUGAGUGCUUCUUUCGGUGCUGAUAACCCCAUGAUACAUGCUUUGGAGUGUGUCGGGAGCCUUGUUUCGCCUUUUGCUUCUGGUGGAGUUGGGGGUGGAAAGAAGAACGUUGUGCAGGGCAGUAAGGGGAAAGAAAUUAAAAAGAAGAGGGAUGAUUUUCUGUCGACUGGAUUCAAGCUAGUGCUCUGAAGGGUGACUGCUUUUUAUUCGGGCUCGUAUAAAUGGAACCCCAUGACUUGAUUCUAAUGCGAACUUAUGGAUCGAAUCUGAUUUGCGGUGCUACGGCCUGGAGGCUUUGCUAUAUUAGGUGUUCAUUUGUGCGGUUCUGUAUGAUUGCUCGUUAAUUUGUGAAGAUGCAGCUAUAUCGUGUUUUUUAUUUUUCUGUUUCUGUUUUCUGUAUUUUUGGUUUGCUAGGCUUUUGUAUAGCUUAAAUCUUCUCCUUCAAGUUGUUGGUUUGGAUGGUGUUUUGUGAUUACUAAUAGAACUGUGCUUAUAGGUUGAGGGGCUGAGUUUCAUUUUACCUUGGUAAGCUUGUAAAGCCAAGGCUGUGUUAAUCCACCCUUUGGGUUUGGGUUACGUUGUGUUUUGUUCUGUUUUGAAUGGAAGUCUCAUCCUUUGAUAAAAAUAAAGGAAAAGUGAAAAGGAAAAAGUUGGU
Molecule: messenger RNA, 1782 nt
Organism: Striga asiatica
Lineage: Eukaryota; Viridiplantae; Streptophyta; Magnoliopsida; Lamiales; Orobanchaceae
Source: the annotation of a GenBank genome assembly